AGCAGCAGCAGCAGCAGCAGAUAGUGUCCGGCGCUUAGUCGACGUAAAAAAAAAAAAUCAGCUUCAGUCUCAUUUUCAAUUAUAAAUUCGCAUUCAGUACACGUGGUUAAUAGCCUGCUUAUCAGCUGGAGCAGAGUCUACCAGCCAGCCUGGAGCGCAGCAGUUCGUUUAGUACAGUUGUACAGUCGCAAGUGGGCGCAACAGCAUCCGCAGACAGCACAGUCUACAUCCUAUUCAAGAUCAGCAGUUGGACUCCCUGAACACCCAAACUCAAAAUGGCGGCUAAGAGAAUGGAUUUGAAUGCGCGCACGUUGCUGGUGUUGAGCGGCAGCUCGAAUCCGCUUGGUGAGACGCUUGCCCAGGAGCUAUGCAGCCGCUUGGCAGUCGGCUCGGUGGCGCUGAUAUUGGAUGAAAGCCAAAAGAGAUUGGAAUCGUUGGAGCAGCAUUUGAAGGAGCAUCUGCAACCAGAUGCGGUCCAGAUUAUCACUGGUCUUCUGGAUGAGCGGCACAGCAACGGGGUUCAACUGCUGGAUCAGGUCUUGUGCCAAAGCGAAGGUUAUGGUUUCGAGCGCUCAAUCUUGGUGCACAAUGAGGGUGACAGCGCCACCCACAUGCUGAUGGAGCCGCAGACGGCAGAGGCAUGGACCGAUUAUGUGCAGCAUCAGUUGUACGCGCCGGUGGCACUGAAUCAACGCUGGCUGAACUCCGCCGCAUUGCAGGGCAUCGAGAAGCUGGCGAUCAAUGUGACCUCAUCGCUGCAGGUGCGUCCGCUGGUGUACAGCACGCUGCUCUGCUCCUGCAAGCGGGCCCGUGACAUGUACUUCCGGUCCAUGGCUUCGGAAGAGGCACGCGCCAAUGUGCAUGUGCUCAGCUAUGCGCCCGGUCUGUUUAAGACGCAUGAAACCCAGUGCGAUGUGAACGGCAAUUUUGUGGCACCAGAGGAGCUACUUGUGAUGUCCGAUCAGGAACAGCCGGAAUUGCCACGCGUCCAGCCGCUGCAGUCAACGCUCAAGUUGAUCAACAUUCUGGAGGAGACCGCCUUUGUGUCCGGUCAUGAUGUCGACUACUACGACACUUUCUUCUUAUGAGUAGCAAUGCAGUCGUGGUCUGUGCAUCCACUUGGGCAUUGGAGGUGGUUCGCACUGGCACGCACUGCUGCAGACAAGCAUGUUAAUCUAGAUUUUGUGCAAAUGAAAACGGAAAUGAAUAAAUUUUGGCUGAUGACCCUCGUGCGACUAA
Molecule: messenger RNA, 1239 nt
Organism: Drosophila montana
Lineage: Eukaryota; Metazoa; Arthropoda; Insecta; Diptera; Drosophilidae
Product: sepiapterin reductase
Exons: 1
Coding region: 276-1088 (270 amino acids)
Biological process (GO): tetrahydrobiopterin biosynthetic process
Molecular function (GO): sepiapterin reductase (NADP+) activity
Source: RefSeq, a predicted model, not a curated record